Molecule: messenger RNA, 1236 nt
Organism: Leptopilina heterotoma
Lineage: Eukaryota; Metazoa; Arthropoda; Insecta; Hymenoptera; Figitidae
Exons: 6
Coding region: 256-1086 (276 amino acids)
Molecular function (GO): DNA binding
Source: RefSeq, a predicted model, not a curated record
CUACAACGACAAUCGAAAGUUAGAAAAGAGAAACAUAACCUAAAAAUAUAAAAAUAAAGCUAAACUUUUAAAGCCGAGAAAACAAAAAACGAACGAAUAUAUUUGUUAAAAAAAAGAAAAUCAGAUUCUUUGUUGCUAUACUCAGAGGAAGAAAAAAAAACCAAAAAACCGUGAACUUAUUUAUCAUUUUUCAUCAAAUUUUUUCAUCUCGUUAACAUUGAAUUUUCAAUGUGAAGGAAAUCAUAACAAAACGAAAUGAGCAAUAGAUUGAAAAAAAUAGACGAUAGUGAAAAAUAUAACAAAGAGAGAAACGAAGGGAAUAUUGCAAUGGUUAUAAAAUUAGAAAAAGAUGCAAAAAAGGAAAGAAACGAGUACUUAUUGGCUAAGGUUGACAGUGCUCUGAGUUAUGCACAAAAAGCCUAUGAGGAACUUUUAGAAAUAAAAAAGAGUCUAGAAGAGGCGAAUUAUAGAGAAACGUCUCCCGAAUGUGAGAGAAUGGCUUACGAGACUGCGGCAGAAAAUCAACCUCAUGAAGAUAACAUACAAAACGAUUCACAUUCUCCCAUGGUGGUUAUUAAAGAAGAAUACGAUUAUAUAGAUUAUUUUCCCUUCCAAGAAGAAAUGGAAGAAGGACAAUCAACUCCAAUUGAUGUUCUUAUAAAAGAAGAUAAAAUUGCACCCGAAGACUUGUGGAUGAUGAAAAAUAAAGCCGAAAAUUUCGAUAAUAAAAUGGUGAUUGAAUUGGGCGAAAGUAGCGGAGUAUUCAUUAACAGUUUGGCAUUGAGAAGAAUAACUUCACGUGCUCAAAGUGCAAAUAUUCUAGCUAGAGGAAUAAUGUGUGAAUUAUUUAUCUCUGAGGCGUUAAGAAAAGCAUCACUAGAUGGAAAAGCAUCAGACGAAGAAGAUAGAAAAAGGCCACGUCUUCCAACAAUUGCUGUGGAAGUUAUGCUCAAAUUCGUUCGUUCACAUGCAAGAAAAUUCGAUUGGAAAUUAACGACGGAUGUGAACAUAAGAAACAGUUUACGUGACAAAUUAAAAGAACUGAGAAAGAAGACAAAAUUGACAAAGUCAAAAAGUACCGUUUAAGUUCACUUUUUUAUAUCAAUUUAAAUUUAAAUCAUUAAUUUUCAUUAUAUUUACAUAAUACAAUGUAAUUGUCGCAUUUUUUUAUUUUUUCAUUAUUGUAUUUUGUUAUAUUUAUUUUAAAUUUAUGAAAUAAAAUGUCUAUAUAUUGAA